Notechis scutatus (mainland tiger snake) is the source of this 1570-nucleotide messenger RNA. RefSeq names its product solute carrier family 32 member 1 (gene SLC32A1). Gene Ontology annotation, biological process: amino acid transmembrane transport. Gene Ontology annotation, cellular component: vacuolar membrane. Gene Ontology annotation, molecular function: L-amino acid transmembrane transporter activity. Lineage: Eukaryota; Metazoa; Chordata; Lepidosauria; Squamata; Elapidae. The record is from RefSeq and is a predicted model, not a curated record.
CAUCAUGGCGACGCUAAUUCGCAGCAAGAUCUCCAACGUGGCCACCUCGGUUUCCAACAAGUCCCAGGCGAAGGUCAGCGGCAUGUUUGCCCGCAUGGGCUUCCAGGCAGCGACCGACGAAGAAGCGGUGGGGUUUGUUCACUGCGAUGACCUGGACUACGAGCACCGGCAGGGACUGCAGAUGGACAUCCUGAAGUCCGAGGGCAGCGAGGAAGGAGGUGAGCCGCCCUUGGAAGGAGAUACCCACUACCAGAGGGACGGCACGGGACCCCUGCCUCCCUCCACUUCCAAGGACGAUGGCGUGUGCUCCGAGCUGUCCACUCAAGGGAAGCCCAGGAUCACCGCCUGGGAAGCCGGCUGGAAUGUCACCAAUGCCAUCCAGGGGAUGUUUGUUCUUGGCCUGCCCUAUGCUAUCCUUCACGGUGGAUACCUAGGACUCUUUUUAAUCAUUUUUGCAGCAGUGGUUUGCUGCUACACUGGGAAAAUCCUCAUUGCCUGUCUCUAUGAAGAGAAUGAAGACGGAGAGAUAGUCAGGGUGAGAGACUCCUAUGUGGAUAUUGCCAAUGCUUGCUGCACUCCUAGGUUUCCUAGUCUCGGGGGCAGGAUUGUAAAUGUGGCCCAGAUCAUAGAACUGGUCAUGACCUGCAUCCUGUAUGUAGUGGUCAGUGGUAACCUGAUGUACAACAGCUUCCCAAACUUGCCAGUGUCCCAGAAAUCAUGGUCCAUCAUUGCGACAGCAGCGCUUCUGCCUUGUGCUUUCUUGAAGAACCUCAAAGCUGUUUCCAAAUUCAGUUUACUCUGCACCUUGGCUCAUUUUGUGAUCAACAUUUUAGUGAUUGCCUACUGCCUCUCCAGAGCCCGGGACUGGGCAUGGGAUAAAGUCAAGUUUUACAUUGAUGUGAAGAAGUUCCCCAUCUCAAUUGGCAUCAUUGUCUUCAGCUACACCUCUCAGAUCUUUCUGCCUUCCUUGGAAGGGAACAUGCACAAUCCAAAGGAGUUCCACUGCAUGAUGAACUGGACUCACAUAGCCGCUUGCAUCCUGAAGGGGCUCUUUGCCUUGGUAGCCUACCUGACUUGGGCUGACGAUACAAAAGAAGUCAUUACAGACAACUUGCCAUCCACCAUUAGAGCUGUCGUUAACCUUUUCUUGGUAGCCAAGGCUUUGCUCUCCUAUCCUUUGCCUUUCUUUGCAGCUGUGGAGGUCUUGGAGAAAUCUCUCUUCCAAGAAGGAACCAGGGCUUGCUUUCCUAAUUGCUAUGGGGGUGACGGGAGGCUGAAAGCCUGGGGACUCACCCUUAGGUGUGCUCUUGUGGUGUUCACCUUGCUGAUGGCCAUUUAUGUCCCCCAUUUUGCCCUCCUGAUGGGCCUCACAGGAAGCCUCACAGGGGCAGGCCUCUGUUUCCUCCUUCCCAGCCUUUUCCACCUGAAGCUAUUAUGGAGGAAACUCUUGUGGCACCACGUCUUCUUUGAUGUGGCCAUUUUUGUAAUAGGCGGUAUAUGCAGUGUGUCAGGCUUCAUUCACUCUUUAGAAGGCCUCAUUGAAGCUUUUAGAACCAAUUCAGAAGACUAA